AUCCUUUCUUUUAUCCCUUAAGAUUAGUACCAAACGUCCGUCAUAUUUGUAUUGGCAGAAACAGUGUCUUCUGGUUUCAUACUCGAUUACAAGUUUGACUAAAUUUUCAUUUCAUUCACCUACUGUUUUACUUUUCACAGGAGCUGCGCCUGGGUCUAGAGCGGUUACAACCAGCUUUGAUUUUGAGACGUUCGCUCAUGAUGAAAUCAGCUUUAAAAGGCUGGAUAAACUAAAAAUCCGUUAUGAUAGGACUAGUGAUAAUUCUGAAUGGUGUUAUGCUGAACAUUUGUCCACGGGGCAGAAAGGCUACGUUCCUCUUGCCUACAUUACUCAUGCAAAGCAUGAACUUCUCUCACAAGAUUGGUGGCAUGACGUGAACAGAUUUGCUGCAGAAGAGUUGCUCACACAGCUCGAUAGUCCAUCUAUUGGAUAUUACCUUAUAAGGCCUUCUGGCAAAAGAAAUGAAUAUUCGUUAUCGAUGACUGUUCCUGAAAACGAAGAAUUGCGAGUGGCACACUAUAUGAUCAAAUCGCAAAACGGUCAGUUCUUCAUAUCCAAUAAAAGCAGAUUUGAUGACAUAUUUGCACUUGUCGAUAACUAUACACGCGGUGCUGGUGAGCUUCCAUGUAAGUUAAUGUACACCGUUCCGAAACAGCCUCCUGUUGUUUAUCCAAGGACCAUUGAAGUUCAUAGACAAUCUGUUGAAUUAAAACAGUCAGUCAAAGUUGGCAAAUAUGGGAAGCUGUUUGUGGGAAAACUGUUCAAAGCCUUUGACGUUACAGUGGUCACUAAAUGUAAGAGUGAAGUGGACAAUUUUUUGGCAGAGGCAAAAAUUCCAUUUGAUUUUCGACAGAGCAAACAUUUUGUUAGAAUGAUAGCAGUGGUAAUAAAACCUGAACCAUUUAUGAUAAUACUUGGAGAGACUGUUCAUGAUACGUUACCAAAUUACUUGAGGAAUGACCGUGGAAAAACACUGUCAUUCAAGGAUCUUACAAAAAUGGCUUCCGAGAUUGCUUAUGGUAUGGCAUUUCUUGAAGAAAAAGGUAUCAUCCAUGGAAAUUUGAAAGCGGAAAACGUGUUUGUUUGUAAAUUUAGGAUGCUAAAAAUAGUGCAUCCAAAAUUGAUUGAGCUUAUGAAAACCAGUGAAAAUGAUGAGCAUGUAGAAGGUAAAUAUGAAUGGCAAUGGACAGCACCGGAAGUCAUUACAGACGAGAAUGCGUUAAGUCCAAAGUCUGACGUUUGGUCGUUUGGAGUUAUUCUGUAUGAAAUGAUUACUUUUGGGGAAAUACCGUAUGCAGGCUUUGAAAAAGACGAGGUUCUGUAUGGUUUAUUAAUGGACAAACGCAGACUACCAAUACCAAAAGAUGUUCCAGUGCAGUGUCCAAAAGAAUACCAUUUCACAAUGCUUCAAUGUUGGCACAAAAAUCCUGAUCGUCGACUAACCUUUGGGUUCCUUGGAGAUUUUCUAUAUGAUUUUCAAAAUGCUAUUGAGUCUGCAUACAUGGAUCAUGAACCAAGACUCAGUUGGUCAAGCGGCACUUGAAAGAAAAAACACAAGCAGACAAAGGAAGUUGAUGUACAGUUCAAAAUUCCUGAAUAUGAAAUCGAUCAAAGUAAGACAACUGACCGGAAACAACAGUCAUCUGGAGACAAUGUAAGAAAGACAACAUCUACCCCGAAAAUAACUGUGAAGGCAUUGUACAAUUAUCAAGCAGAAGAUGAUGAUGAGAUCUCUUUUGAUCCAGGCGAUAUAAUAACAGACAUAGAUCAAAUAGAUGAAGGUUGGUGGAUUGGGACAACAGCAAAUGGAGCACGCGGGAUUUUCCCGGCAAAUUUUGUGGAAGUUUGUGAAAACACUUAAGCUGAAGUAACAGAUGUUUAGGAAGGAAACGAGAGUGUUUUUAAAAGAAAAUAAAAAUAUAAUACUUAUAAGUUAUAACUGACUACCCUGAAACGGAUUAUAGUUUACAGCAAUAUUCUUCAGGACUGUUUAAGGCGUAACAACGAACUCCAAUUACCUAUAUGACCAUAGUGUAGCAGGGUCAUUUAUUUCUUAUUUAUGUUUAAGAUUAAAACCAUAAAGAAAUGAUAUAAAAAUAUUAUGAUUUAAUAAGACAGACAGAUGUGUUAAGAAACAAGCCCCGGCUCCAUUCAAUAAAAAUGUGAGCUUUUUAAAAAAUAACUUUUUCAUGGGUUAUUUUUGAAAACAAUAAGUUAAUGAAUAUGUUGUGAGCUGCAAAGUUACGCACAAUAAUACUAUUUAUAAACUUUGGAAAUCUAAGUGUUGCAUAUAUAGAAUGCAAGCAAUGUGGUAUAAACUAUUUUAUGAUGUUCAACUUUUAUUAAACUGUUUAAGAACAGUUUUAUUUGCUUGUCAAUUAAUUGUCUUGUAAAUAAUGCACUUCUUGAUUAUUCAUUAAAAGAAUAAGAGU
Messenger RNA from Ruditapes philippinarum (Manila clam), 2432 nucleotides. Its product is annotated as tyrosine-protein kinase HCK-like. Gene Ontology annotation, molecular function: signaling receptor binding; ATP binding; non-membrane spanning protein tyrosine kinase activity. Gene Ontology annotation, cellular component: extrinsic component of cytoplasmic side of plasma membrane. The transcript is spliced from 12 exons. Bases 479 to 1543 code for a protein of 354 amino acids. The record is from RefSeq and is a predicted model, not a curated record. Gene Ontology annotation, biological process: cell differentiation; protein phosphorylation; innate immune response. Lineage: Eukaryota; Metazoa; Mollusca; Bivalvia; Venerida; Veneridae.